Messenger RNA from Bacidia gigantensis, 1542 nucleotides. RefSeq lists its product as uncharacterized. The coding region runs from base 1 to 1542 and encodes 513 amino acids. The transcript is spliced from 2 exons. Lineage: Eukaryota; Fungi; Ascomycota; Lecanoromycetes; Lecanorales; Ramalinaceae. The record is from RefSeq and is a predicted model, not a curated record.
AUGGCCGAUAGCUCUCAAAGUGCGGUGACACCAGGGUCGAGCAACGGCAAGUCACCCGCCAUCAAGGAUAGGGACUGCCCAUUCUGUGGCCAACGAUUCACAUCUUCCUCUCUGGGUCGCCAUCUGGACCUCUAUAUCAAAGAGCGCAAUCCAAAACCUCCUGAUGGCAAACAUGAUCUCGACGCGAUCAGGAGCAUAAGAGGGAACAUCACUCGCCGACAGCCGCGCCAUCCGGCUCGGCGGAAUGGCUCUACACCUUUGAGCUCAAGAGACAUACAAUCACAUCCAUCGAACUCGCCAAGUCUGCAAAAUCAUCACUUAGGGUUGAAUGACACAGACGGCGACGCCUAUCAAACUUACAUCAACAGAGCGAAUUGGCAGUCGACCGGUGUAAUCAAUGAUUUACCACCAACUCAACGUAGUGGCCCCCAUUCUUACUCGACGAGACACUCUGGUCACGCAAAGGAGGAGAUGCUCCGGAAGCAGGAUUAUCUGGAAUCGCGUGAUCAAGCCCAGGCAACUGAGCUUGCCUUGCAAGAGUUGCUGGAAAGUUUAAAGGCGGCAAGACGUCGCGCGCAUCCUUCAACGCCCUUCGACUUCAACUUCUUUGAGCUCAAUUUACCACAAAUGUACCUUCGUUGUUUGGCACCCCCGCAAAGCUUCUUGACUGCACCGUCGCAAAGGCCACACGAUCUGACGUGGACUACCACAGCACCUGAGGCAGAUCAAUAUGAACAGAUGAGGGCUUGGCUGUCCUCAAAGCUGACCGAUUGGCAGCGAAUUCGUUCACAUACAGAUUUCGGCAGCUCGUUUACCCAGGAUAUCGCAAUUGGGAAUGCGCAACAUAUGACUGAAGUCGAACGGGUCAAGCAAGCGGAGCCGUCAUAUUACAAACAUCUAGAGACAUCCUUCAACGAGUGGUCAAAGCUAUCAGAUGUCGAGAGGCGAGAUGCAUGGCAGUAUGAGUGUGCUCGAGCAUUUGCUAGGGAGCAAGAGAGACACCAAGCGAGUAUCAGGAAGCUUGAUUUGCAGGAACAGGAGAUACAAUUACUCAAAGCUCGACUCGAUCGUUCCUCUCAAGAAGACGGGGAGUCGCAGAGGUGCCUUUAUCCUCUAACAAUUACACGAUUGUCGAAGGAGACUGUCAAUUAUCUCCCUGCAUCAUUAGAUCUGGAAUUCAGAGAUCAUAUAGCUAGGUGGCGAGAAAAGCUUCGAAUCGCGAGGAGCAUACAGCAGCCGCUGCCCCCUGUAGAGAGCAGUACUCCUACGAUCUCUAAAUUUGACACUAACGGUCAUUACGCAACGCCUUUCGCGGAGCGACGUGAUGGAUGGCAGAACAGAAACGGAUCGAUGGCAGGCAACGAUGUCGACGGUUCGGAACUUGCUGAUGCUCCCGGCGAAGUUGACACUGAUACGAUUGAUGGUUCGCAUCUGCAUGGUUCGCAAGACCUACACACGCUUGGCCUGCAAGGACGCAGCCAAGAAUCUUCAAAUGGUGCGACUGAUGAUACUGACGGUCAUGGACAUGGGCUAGGAAAUUGA